AUGGCGAGCAAGUUCAAAGUUCUCAAACUUUGGGAUUGCUGCUGCCUGCGAGCAUUACCCGAGUUUCCAUGUUCCGGGAGUCUCGAGAUAUUAGAUAUGAAGAGUGCCUUGUGCUUUCCGUCUGAUGGUAACGACCUAGAUUUUGCCAAUUUGUGGAAUCUGAAAGUGCUCCUUAUGCAAAAUUGUGGAGUCAAAGAGAUGACAUGCAGUAGUAGCAGAACCAUUGGGAUGUUGCAUCUGCUUCCGUGGUCUCUAACCACCCUCCACAUUAACGAGUGUCAAAAACUGAAGUGCCUCCCCAAUCUAGAGAAUCUGGAGAACUUGACUGCCCUAUCCAUCCACAGUUGUCCCUUGUUGAAGGAGAUCAUCGGCCUUGGAGGGCUGAAACCCUUGAAAACUCUGAGUCUAAGUUUUUUGCAGGCUGUGCCCAAUGUGGAUGGUCUAGACAGUCUCUGCUCUUUGAAAUCCUUGAUACUGACACACUGCGAUGCACUGGAAAGACUACCCAACUUGGCAUUUUUGGGAAAGUUGCUUCAUCUAGACAUCUCAUGUUGCCACAACCUCUCGGCAAUCCAAGGCCUUGGUGGGUUGGAAUCGUUGCAAACGCAUCUGAUUGACGGUGCAAAGUGUUUAACUUGUCUCCUCGGCUUUGAAACUCUCCUGUCUCCUAACAAGUUGUGA
This is a messenger RNA of Linum trigynum, 681 nucleotides long. The record is from the annotation of a GenBank genome assembly. Lineage: Eukaryota; Viridiplantae; Streptophyta; Magnoliopsida; Malpighiales; Linaceae.